Aegilops tauschii subsp. strangulata is the source of this 717-nucleotide messenger RNA. The record is from RefSeq and is a predicted model, not a curated record. NCBI's taxonomy places the organism in Eukaryota, Viridiplantae, Streptophyta, Magnoliopsida, Poales, Poaceae.
AUGGCCCAGCCAGGCCGACCCAACUCCCUCCCCCGGCCCAACCGCGCCUACAACCCACCCCACUCCCCCGGCGCCUCGUCGCCGCUCGCUAGGCCACCCCGCCGCGCUGACCACGCCGCCACCUCGCCGACGCCCCGCCCGGUGCUGCCCCGCAUCGCCCGCCUCCUCAACCCUCCCUUUUGCGUGGAUCCGGCCGGGGGCAAUCGACGCCCUGCCCCCCCUCCCCCCCGGCGCCGGCGCACAUCCCCGACGUGGCCGCCGCCGUUGCCUCCCCACCGCUACCUCGUCGGCUGCAUCGAGCCUCGCCAGAGUACCCCUGCAACGGGGGUGAGCGAACCUCCCCCUCUCCUCAUCUGUGCCUCCCUUGCACACGCGCCCCUGCCGCCCCGUCCGGUCACCUCGCUCCGGUCGCGCUUCGUAGUACACCGCGCUGGUGCGCGCUCACCCGCGCCCCGCCCGCGCGCAGACCCCUCCGCGGCCACCCGCACCGCAGGCCGCGCCCACGGGUGCCUCGCGCCCCAGCCUCUACGCCGCUCGCACACGACCACCAUCGUCCCGCUGCACCCCGCGUGCGCCCACCUGCGCCUGCGCGACCCCCGCCGCCCCGAUGCGUGCUCGCCGCUCCGCCACGGCCGUCCGCGGCCCCCUUCACCCGCGCCCGACCUCGGCAACCGCCGCGCCUGCCCUACUCCUCGCACCGGCCGCGGCCUCGCCUAG